UCUCAGGCGUCAGGUCACUUACUGAAAGUUCUCCCUGAGCGUCUGUAGCAUUCUUGGCGCCACCGUCUUCGAGUAGGGUUUUUUAUUUACGCGCUGACUGUGUUUCUCUUUGUUAGUGCAGUUACUUCGACGACGAGGCUCAGUGUGUGAGCCACUGUUGUGAUGGUCGCUCGUUGGAAUCGUGUUGGCUUAUUUCCGAUAAUCCCUCGGUACAAAAUGGUUUACGGACUUCUCGUGAUUUGUCUCUCAGUUAUCGGCUUCGCAUCUGCCAUGGACCGGACUUGCGAACCGAUUCGAAUCGACACUUGUUACGACAUUGGCUAUAAUAUAACAGGCAUGCCGAACCUGGUCGGCCACGAACUCCAACAAGAUGCCCAGUUGCAACUUCAAACAUUUACGCCGUUGAUCCAGUAUGGGUGUUCGUCGCGCCUACGAUUUUUCUUGUGUUCGGUGUACGUUCCAAUGUGUACGGAGAAAGUUCCGGUUCCUAUCGGACCCUGUCGCACGCUUUGUGAAGACGUUCGUGACAAGUGCCAGCCGGUGCUUCAAGAAUUCGGUUUCCCUUGGCCGCCUGGACUAAACUGUUCCAAAUUCCCGCCUCAAAACAACGACAAACACAUGUGCAUGGAAGGGCCUGCAGACCAGAAGGGACCCGAUUCGAACAUGCGGAUUAGAAAUAGAAACAGUCGCCCAAGUAUCUUGAGGAAUCACCAAGAAAUGAGAACCUACAUAGAAAGGAAAGCUCCUUACAACAAAAUUAUGAACCAACAUUACGGACUCUGUAAGAAGUUUCGUCAUUCGGAUCAUUAUUAUUAUAUUAACAGGACUGAGAGAUGCGCUGUUGAGUGCAAAGCUAAUAUUAUCUUCAGCCAUGAAAACAAAUAUUUUGCUGAUUACUGGCUAGCAGUAUGGUCAGUUUUGUGUUUCUUGUGCACUCUUUUCAACAUACUGAUUGUUCUUAUUGGAGAGUAUCGAUUUAGGUAUCCUGAAGGUGUUAUUGUGUACAUCAGCUGUUGUUUUAAUGCCUGUGCCAUUGCUUAUUUGAUAAGAAUUUUUGCUGGACGUUAUCCAACUUCUUGCCAUAUGGAUCCUCAGCAUAAUGUUGCUAUUCUCAUCCAAGAAGGUUUGGAUAAUGUAACUUGUACCAUCAUUUUUGUGAUCUUAUAUUUUUUCAAAACAGCCACUGAUGGUUGGUGGGUAAUUCUAUGCAUCACUUGGUAUCUGACAAACAACCAGAAAUGGAGACAUGAAAGAAUGCAGGGUUUGAGCUCACAUUUCCACCUUUUUGCCUGGGGUAUUCCAUGUAUCUUAACUAUUAUUAUAUUAGUUACCAGAAUAAUUGAUGCUGAUGAGUUGAUAGGUAGCUGCUAUGUUGGAAAUCAAAGUAGAGAAAAUUUGCUGAAAUUUGUCAUAAUACCUUCUUUUCUGUAUAUUGCCACUGGAUUAAUCCUUCUAUUUAUGUCACUUCUGCCAGCACGUCCUACACAGGAAGUCUACAACCAAGUGCAGACCAACCCAAUACCUCCUAGAGUUCCUGAAAACCUAGAUUCUGUUACAUCUGCUACUGGCAUCUUCAUGUACCUCUAUGUCCUGCCAGCUUGUUGUGUUCUUGGAGCUGAUAUUUAUCAGUUUGUCAAUCGUGAAGAAUGGUUUGCCACUGACACAAAGUAUGGGCCUGUUGUGGAAGUCUUCUCCCUGAAAUUGUUUAUGUUGCAAAUUAUGGGAAUAGCUUCUUGUUUGGUAAUAUUUUCCAGCGAUGCCCGAAAGCGGGCAUUUCGGAGACUUUUUCAGAAGUUAACAAGACAAAAGAAACCUGUUCCUUCCUAUUUGAGAGUGAAUCCUCAAUUCGUAAAUGCAUCAACUCGCUCAAAAAGAUCUGUUAGCAGUAAAGCAAAUAGUGAAACUAUUGUAUAAUUUGAUGACUAGAUCUUUGUGACAUACCAAAGUGACUUAAUGCAGUUGAUGAAAUACUGAAGACUUCUGUGAUGCCCAAGUAGUUCCUUUUUAUCAUUUUUAGUAGGUACUUGUAAUCAACUGCUCAUCAUCAUUUUUAAGAACUUCCAUUUAAAGAAGACAUUUUUCAUGAUUUUGUAAAUAUACAUUUUUUCAUAAUCAUUGUUUUAUGAUGUUUGUAUAGUUAAUGUUUUAAAUGCUUUUAAACAAAAUCAAAAUUUUCUCUUACUGGCCUGUUUCUUGGUAACUCUUAGCUGUUAGUGUAUCUUCGAGUUACGAGAUUUAAAUUUAGAUGCAAUAUAUUAAAAUGUUAAAGAAAAUUGCAUUUUAAAUGAAACAUUUGUAUCUGUUUGUUUUUAUUUUUUAAUUGAAAUAUAUAUCAAAGAUAACAAGUGAAAGAUUCUCUGUUAAUUAAUUUGAAUGACUAUAGUGCUUUAAUGUUACAUUUUACUUCCUAUAUUAAUACACUUUUAUAUAACAUGUUUCAUAGUAUCCUGGCAUGACAGUUAUAAAAUUUUGUGUACUUACUAUGAAUUUGAUAAUUAUUAAAUUUAAUAUUCAUUCUAUACAAGAGACACAUCUUAGUUUCAAAUUUGAAUAAAAAAAUAAUUUCAAUAGUUUAAAGUAUUUUAUAAAAUAAAAACUAAAAUGUUGAAAAUAUUACAAUUUCUACAUUUUACUACCAAACAAUUGCAUUAAAGCUAAUUUUAUUAUAUCCUUCAUAUUAAAUGUGUUUGUAUAGAGAAUAUAUAGAGUUUAUUUUAUAAUUCUUACAAAAUUUAAGAAAGUGAUUUAUAUAAAUAAAUUUUCUAAUUUGUUACAUUUAAAGAGAAAUAAAUUUAGGUGAUUUGUCUAAAAACAGCAGUGAUAAUAAGCAUAUGUUAAAUGCUUAAUGGUUUGAUUUUUUUUUAAAGGGAAGAUUUUAUACUUUCCAAUAUAUAUAUAUUUUUUAUUUAUAUUGGAAUGAUAUCUAUUAGUAUAUCAUUUGCAAACCAAAUCAUUUGAUGUGCAUAAUAUAAUAAAAAUUGUACAUAUAGAAAUUACACUAACUUUAAAAAAGUUCAUUAAUAAACAGAGAGGAGGCAUAUUGCUUAAAAAUAAAUCAAAAGUGAAUAAGUAGUAAAUGUUCUGUGAUCAGGCAAAUAUGUUGCUUUUUGAACUGACUUGUAUAUAUUUAAUAAUAUAUCGAACAUAGCAAAAAUUUUUAGAGUUUAAUAUUUAAAAUUCAGAAUUAAAACUUGGUCUCUAAAUUAAUCCAGUUGUAGUAUAUUUUACAUAGCAAAAUAUUUUCAAGAUUUACUUACUCUAAGUUAUCCAUAUAUUAUUUAAAAGCUGUUCCUUUAUCUGUUAUUGUGUAAAGGUUUUUGUUUAUAUUUCAUUAAUUUAUUUCACAUUUUGAGGUUCCUUUAUAAAUAUCUUAAUUUCUGUAUUCAGUUUUGCUGAAUAUAUUCCAAAAUUCUGCAGUUAAAUAAGCCUUGUCUCAGAAUUUUUUAGUAGUUUGUAUUUCAUUUUUAAUGUUGGCAACGAGAUUUGCUUUAAACUUUGUGGUAGAAUUCUUUUUAAAACAUGCUUAUCUUCAAAUCAGAUGAUAGAUAGAUAGAUUUUUAGUUAUUGUAAUAAUUAUAUUUAUAGGUUGUUUUUAUAUGUGUCUGACCGGUGAAUAGAAUUAUUGAAAGACAUAAAUUAAGCAUCCAAAAUUUCUAUGGAGAUACUAUCUUUUUUUCCUGUGUGGAAGGAUUUUGUUUGUUUGAGCAUUUUAAAAUGCAGCAUGCAUUUGAUUUUGUUAUUCUUAAAUCUUGUGUGAAGAUUGCUUAUGAAUUGAAAAUUUUAUUUUACUUAAAUUGAAUUUCUUAUAUUAGAAAUAAGAUGACUGAAAAACAAACAUGCAUCUUGUGUAUGACAACUUUUUAAAAAAUCCACUUUUUAAAGUUAUACCCUUGGAUCAUAAUGUUGUAUUAAAUCCAGGUUAUAAUUUAAUACAUUUUCUGAAUUUAUUAACUGUUUUCACUGAUAUUUGAUUUACUGUUUUUAGCAUGCAAAAAUAUAAUAUGCUUGCAGUUAAUUUGUAUUUUAAUUUUUUCUUUUAUUUUGUAGGGAUAAAAAUUAUAAAAGUGAUUUUUUUUGUACAUA
Messenger RNA from Argiope bruennichi, 4083 nucleotides. RefSeq names its product frizzled-4-like. Gene Ontology annotation, cellular component: plasma membrane. Lineage: Eukaryota; Metazoa; Arthropoda; Arachnida; Araneae; Araneidae. Bases 163 to 1914 code for a protein of 583 amino acids. The transcript has a single exon. Gene Ontology annotation, biological process: non-canonical Wnt signaling pathway; canonical Wnt signaling pathway. The record is from RefSeq and is a predicted model, not a curated record. Gene Ontology annotation, molecular function: Wnt receptor activity; Wnt-protein binding.